CAAAGAUUUGUGUCUGGAAAAAAAAAAAAAGAAGAGCAACGUGACUGAUGGACAAACUGAGAGAGAUAUGUAUGGAUUUAUCAACACCUGUUUGAAAUCGCUGGUAGUAGAAAAGUUUGGUGAGGAGACGUGGAUCAAGCUCAGGGAUGAAGCUGGAGUCAGGGAUGCUUUCCUCACAUAUGAAGUCUAUGAAGACGAAAUCACCAUGCAGUUAGUAACAGAAGCCUGCAAGCUCUUAGGAGUGAAGCCAGAGGUCGUCUGGAGGCAGUUCGGUGAAUAUUUCUUUGAGUUCUGCAAACGCUCCGGAUACGAUCACAUGCUGCGGACUUUAGGAGGAAAUCUGUUUGAAUUUACUGAGAAUCUGGAUGCACUUCACAGCUACCUCGCCCUCUCCUACAAGGAGAUGAACGCGCCAUCGUUUCGGGUGGAGAGAAACCUUGAUGGCACCAUGCUUCUCCAUUAUUAUUCAGACCGCACAGGACUCUGCCACAUUGUUCCUGGUAUUAUUGGAGCAGUUGCUAAAGAUUUUUUCAACAGAGAGAUAACAAUGGAGGUUGUCAGCCAGAUAGAGGAGCUGGAGAGAACUGGGAAGAAAGAGCAUGUGGUUUUCCUGGUGACACAGUGGCCAGCUGUUGCUGCUGGGUCCAGUGUUGUCAGCAGCAAAGCUUCACUGGGAGCCCAGUCCCUGCAGCCUUUGGGUAGCAGACACAAUACCACGAUCUGGACCAAAGAGCCUCCUCAUCAAAACAGAUCCAGCAGCAGCUUCCCUGUGCACAGGAGUCGCUGGGAGACAAUUAAGGAGUUGCUUCACCAUGGAAAAGGCAAACUACUGAAGGGCUUUGAACCAGUGUAUCCUGCCACCCUCUACAUCGAUCUGAAGACCUUCUGUCAUGCUUUUCCUUUUCAUAUAGUCUUUGAUGAGCAGCUGGUGGUUCACCAGGCUGGAGUGAAGCUCCAGAGGAUUGUCCCUGGGCUCCAGACUAUGAGCAUCCAUCUGGACGAGUACUUCAGCAUUGUGCAUCCCGAGGUCACUUUUACCAUCUCCAGCAUCAGGAAGUUCAUCAACAGCCACUUUGUCCUGCAGACCCGCAGGGACAUGAUGCCUCAGGGGUGGAAGGACCGGCCUAUGUUGCAGCUCAGAGGUCAGAUGAUCUGGAUGCCCUCUCUGGACUGCAUGCUCUAUCAAGCCUCACCUCUGCUGAGAAGCCUUCAGGAGUUGGAGGAGAGGGACAUGCACAUUUCUGACAUCGCACCUCAUGAUGUCACCCGCGACCUUAUCCUGCUCAAUCAGCAGCGGCUGGCUGAGAUGGAGCUGUCAAACCAGCUGGAGAGGAAGAAGGAAGAGCUCCGCCUCUUGUCCCAGCACCUGGAGGAGGAGAGGAGGAAGACGGAGAACUUGCUUUAUGCCAUGUUGCCCAAACAUGUAGCCAACCAGCUGAAAGAGGGCAAGACAGUAGAAGCAGGAGAAUUCAAAGAGUGCACCAUUCUGUUCAGUGAUGUAGUGACCUUCACUAAUAUCUGCUCCAUGUGUGAACCCAUUCAAAUCGUCCUCAUGCUCAACUCCAUGUACCUCCGGUUUGACCGACUGACCACUGUGCACAAUGUCUACAAGGUUGAGACCAUAGGGGAUGCCUACAUGGUGGUAGGCGGUGUUCCCAUACCCGUCUCCAGCCACGCUGAGAGGGUCGCUAACUUUGCCCUGGGUAUGAUUCUGGCUGCACGAGAGGUUAUUAACCCUGUGACAGGAGGACCCAUUCAGAUCCGUGUGGGUCUCCACAGCGGUCCAGUUCUGGCAGGUGUGGUUGGAGAGAAAAUGCCUCGCUACUGUCUGUUUGGAGACACCGUCAACACUGCUUCCCGCAUGGAGAGUCACGGCCUCCCAAACAAGAUCCACCUGAGCCCAACUGUCUACCAGGCCCUGAAGAAUAAAUGCUUUGUUAUCCAGAAGCGAGGAGAGAUCGAGGUGAAGGGGAAGGGCAGGAUGACCACUUACUUUCUUGAAGGGAACUCAGGAGUCAGCGAGCAGCAGAUUAUGGGUCUCUGUGACGGACAGUGGAACAGUCAGAGGAGCUACCGGCCAGCUUUACAGAAGCAGCACAGAGAUGAACUUUCCUUGAUCCCGAUGACAUAUGGAGACGGUCUGAGUGAACCUCUGCCAACAUCACAUAUGUCUGAUCCCCAGACCUGCCCGGCUAUCAAACCCCGCGACUCAGAGAGCUACGGAAGCCUGCACACCGAUGAUCAAUCAGAGGAUGAGGCUCGAGAACAGUUCAAAGAUAAAGAUGAAUUUGGCAAAACAGAAAUCAACUACACAGAGGAAAAUGUGGACGGAUUAGAUGGCGACAGCCGUGUGGACACAGUGGAACAACACUUUAGUGCUGCUUCUAGGAAGACCAACAAUGAAAGCAAACACACCCAAACCAAGUUGUGCGUGCUCCUCUGA
Stegastes partitus (bicolor damselfish) is the source of this 2443-nucleotide messenger RNA. RefSeq names its product guanylate cyclase soluble subunit beta-2-like. The transcript is spliced from 15 exons. Gene Ontology annotation, biological process: response to oxygen levels; cGMP biosynthetic process. Lineage: Eukaryota; Metazoa; Chordata; Actinopteri; Pomacentridae. Bases 68 to 2443 code for a protein of 791 amino acids. Gene Ontology annotation, cellular component: guanylate cyclase complex, soluble. Gene Ontology annotation, molecular function: guanylate cyclase activity; heme binding. The record is from RefSeq and is a predicted model, not a curated record.